GCCAUUAUUGAGGGUGGAUUACAUCAGGAGCCCUACAGUCCAUGGACGAUGACUUGUGGACAGCAUUAACACAUAAAGGUGACCGACUGAGCCCUGCUGCUGUCACCAUGCUGACCCGGCUCUUCAGGCUGCACGGCCUGUUUGUAGCCACUCACCCCUUGGAGGUGAUCGUCGGAACGAUCGCUGUGACGAUCUGUCUCAUGUCGAUGAACGUCAUCGCCGGCGGUGAUCAGAUCUGUGACUGGAACCACCAGUGCUCUAAAGCGCAGGAGAAGGUCUAUAGUAGUGACAUCAUAAUUCUAACUGCGACAAGAUGCUUAGCCAUCGUCUACAUCUACUUACAGUUCAGAAACCUGAGACAGCUCGGAUCCAAGUACAUGCUCGGCAUUGCUGGACUCUUCACCGUGUUUUCCAGUCUCGUCUUCGGCACCGUGGUCAUUCACUUCCUGGGCAAAGAGCUCACAGGCCUCAAUGAAGCGCUGCCUUUCUUUCUGUUGCUGAUUGACCUGUCUAAAGCGUGCACGCUGGCCAAGUUCGCUCUCAGCUCAAACUCUCAGGAGGAAGUAAGGGAGAACAUAGCAAAGGGAAUGGCCAUUCUGGGGCCCACCUUCACCCUGGAUGCUGUGGUGGAGUGUCUGGUCAUCGGCGUAGGAACCAUGUCAGGUGUGCAGCAGCUGGAGCUGGUGUGCUGUUUCGGCUGCAUAUCCGUCCUGGCCAACUACUUCGUCUUCAUGACCUUCUUCCCUGCCUGUGUCUCUCUCGUCCUGGAGCUGUCGAGAGAGAACCGAGAAGGACGACCCAUCUGGCAGCUGAGUCAGUUUGCCCGUGUUCUGAAGGAAGAGGAGGACAACAAGCCCAAUCCUGUCACCCAGCGUGUCAAAAUGAUCAUGUCGCUGGUCUUGGCGCUGGUCCACGCCCAUACACGCCUGUUGGCUGAAGCCCCCGGCCACAACGAUUCCGGCUCGGCCGUGGACGUGCACAACCGUAGCGCGAAUCCACACACACCCAUGACGAGUCUGGACAUGGAGCAGGUCAUCACUCUGUCUCUGGCUCUCCUGCUGGCCGUCAAGUACGUCUUCUUCGAGCAGACGGAAGUUGAAUCCUCCCUGUCUAUCAGAUCCCCCCAAACCUUCCUGACGAACAGGAGGGCGGGAGAGGACUGCUGUAGGAGGGAGCCAGUCGUACCCAAAGUCCUGCAAAGGGGGAACAGCAAUCCCAGCUCAACGCCCCUGUGCAGCACACAAGAGAGUGUUGAUGUAAAUCAGCCUGCAGCCGAACAGACUAGAGAGGAACGAUCGGAGGACGGAGAGGAACACAGUAAAUCGUCGUCUCAACCUCGCUCUGUAAACGAGUGCCUGAGCAUCCUCAGAGACCAGCAGUGGGGUCCUGGUUUCCUGAGCGAUGCCGAGGUGAUCUCGCUGGUGAAGAACAGGAGCAUUCUGGGAUACCGCUUGGAGGCAGAGCUGGAGAACCCCGAAAGAGGCGUGGCCAUACGAAGGGAGAUGCUCUCUCACAAGCUGCCAGGCCUCUCAGCGCUGGAGAAACUGCCCUACAAAGGAUACGACUACUCGACGAUAAUGGGCACGAGCUGUGAGAACGUGAUCGGCUACGUACCCUUGCCGGUGGGAGUGGCUGGGCCGCUGCUAUUGGACGGGAAGGAGUACUACAUCCCCAUGGCGACCACGGAGGGCUGUUUAGUAGCCAGCACGAACCGAGGCUGCCGAGCCAUCACGCUGUCGGGUGGUGCGAGUGCCCGUGUUCUGGCGGACGGCAUGACCCGGGGUCCAGUGGUGCAGCUGCCUUCUGCAUGUAGGGCAGCAGAGGUUAAAUCGUGGCUGGAGAGUUCCGAUGGCUUCGGCGCACUAAAACAGGCCUUCGACCAGUCCAGCAGGUUUGCUCGGCUGGACCGGUUGCAGAUCAGUCUGGCUGGCAGGAACCUCUACAUCCGGUUUCAGGCUCAGACCGGGGAUGCCAUGGGCAUGAACAUGCUCUCCAAGGGUACCGAGCAGGCGCUGUGCAGACUUCGGGAGCAGUUUCUCGACCUGCGUGUGUUGGCCGUCAGCGGAAACUACUGCACGGAUAAAAAACCCUCAGCCGUCAACUGGAUCCACGGCCGAGGGAAGUCUGCCGUGUGUGAGGCCACCAUACCGGCCAAAGUGGUCAGAGAGGUGCUAAAGACGAGCACUGCGGCUCUUGUGGAGCUGAACAUCAGCAAGAACCUAGUGGGCUCCGCCAUGGCCGGGAGCAUCGGAGGCUUCAAUGCACAGGCUGCCAACAUCGUCGCUGCCGUCUACAUCGCAUGCGGACAGGAUCCCGGUCAGACGGUGGGCAGCAGUAACUGUAUCACUCUGAUGGAGGGGGUCGGGGCAGAUGGAGAGGACCUGUGUAUCUCCUGCACCAUGCCCUCUAUUGAGCUGGGAACCGUCGGAGGGGGCACUAACCUGCCCCCACAGCAAGCCUGCCUACAGAUGUUGGGCGUGCAGGGAGCGAGUGCAGAUUGUCCAGGGGAGAACUCGCGCACCCUGGCACAGGUGGUAUGUGCUGCGGUACUGGCCGGUGAACUAUCACUCAUGGCUGCCCUGGCUGCUGGACACCUCGUGAAGAGUCACAUGACCCUGAACAGAUCGAAAGCCAACCUUGCAGAAUUGUCUAAAUCGAUGCCAAAGGAACCAUCCUGAUAACCGAGGACCGUCUCACUUUUUCGGAUUCUGGAAACCCGAAUCCGAAGCCUACGC
Messenger RNA from Trichomycterus rosablanca, 2735 nucleotides. It is a transcript of the gene hmgcrb, whose product is annotated as 3-hydroxy-3-methylglutaryl-CoA reductase b. Gene Ontology annotation, molecular function: NADP binding; protein binding; hydroxymethylglutaryl-CoA reductase (NADPH) activity. Gene Ontology annotation, cellular component: peroxisomal membrane; endoplasmic reticulum membrane. NCBI's taxonomy places the organism in Eukaryota, Metazoa, Chordata, Actinopteri, Siluriformes, Trichomycteridae. Bases 42 to 2678 code for a protein of 878 amino acids. Gene Ontology annotation, biological process: sterol biosynthetic process; isoprenoid biosynthetic process; coenzyme A metabolic process. The transcript has 20 exons. The record is from RefSeq and is a predicted model, not a curated record.